Pelagomonas calceolata is the source of this 1062-nucleotide messenger RNA. NCBI's taxonomy places the organism in Eukaryota, Pelagophyceae, Pelagomonadales, Pelagomonadaceae. The record is from the annotation of a GenBank genome assembly.
CGCUAUCGAUCAAUGUGGCGACACAGCUCUUGCUAUGCACAGCCAGUGGCAGCUUGGUGGCUUCUCAGAGGCUCCGAGGGCAGUACGAGUUGUUUUGCAGCGGCGCUGUGAGACGUUGAUGACUUUCCUUACAGCGCUAUAAUCAGUCUAUAGCCCUGGUGCCCAAAAACAAGCCGCGCCCGCAAAAGCCGUAGCUAGCGUCGGUAAGACACUAGCAAGCCUCCGCGCCUAUCCUGUAAGUAUAACUACCGCAUUUAUCGGCCCCUGUUGUCAAACAUGGCGGAUCUGCAGUUGGAAGGGACAACAAGCAUAGGUCACCCAUUCCUAGCUGCCGCCAGGCGCGGCGACGUCGCAGAGAUACGCAGAUUACUCGCGGCGGGGGUCUCACCUGAUUUAGCAAGUGCUGCUCGUACUGCUCCACAUAUAAAUGGCUGGUUACACCAAUGGCCUCAGCGCUCGGCUCUGUUUUAUGCGUCGGGGGGACUGAACUUUGGACUCUCAACAGGGGAAAUUGUGCGCCCAACUCAAGAAAAUCAAGAGGCCUGUGUCGUCGCGCUCCUGCGCGCGGGCGCGUCGCCGAAUCCGCCCGGCACUCCAGCGCUCCAUGGGGCGGCAAUUUAUGGCCACGCCCGGAUCAUCAAGCUGCUUCUAGAAGCGGGAAGCAAUCCCCGGACGCCCAACUACCUCGGUAGCACGCCGCUACACUAUGCAGCUGAGCAAUGCCCGCAAUGUGUUCAGCUACUACUAGCUGCUGGCGCCGAAGUGGACGCGAAGUGCCAGGACCGUGAUCGUCAAACUGGGAACUUUACGGGACCUUACUGGACACCGCUAGACAGAGCGAUUGAAACAGGCAGGGUCAACAACCGGCCACGGGUGCACCGCAUCUACCCACUACUCCUGCGGGCCGGCGCAGCUUUCCCUCGGCACUCCUGGGAUGCGAUACCAGCGCACCUUCGCCGGCAGCGCUUCUCGUACCUCACCCAAAUCCAGCGAGCAGGGUCAUUCGCUGCCUACGAGAAGGAACACACGGACGCCCUCGUCGCGAUAUUCGUCCCGAAAUUU